Myzus persicae (green peach aphid) is the source of this 1146-nucleotide messenger RNA. RefSeq names its product protein timeless-like. The record is from RefSeq and is a predicted model, not a curated record. Gene Ontology annotation, biological process: DNA replication checkpoint signaling; replication fork arrest; DNA repair. Gene Ontology annotation, molecular function: DNA binding. NCBI's taxonomy places the organism in Eukaryota, Metazoa, Arthropoda, Insecta, Hemiptera, Aphididae. The coding region runs from base 1 to 741 and encodes 246 amino acids. The transcript has 8 exons. Gene Ontology annotation, cellular component: replication fork protection complex.
AUGGAGGAUUCAUUGAAGCAUCAUAAUACAGAAAACUUACUUAAUCAAUUACGAAUAUGCAUUGCUAACGAUUAUUUACCUUCUGAUAAUUGUUACAUAAUACUUUGGCAUAUAUAUAAGCAAUUAAUUAAAACAGGAGAAAGUUCCAUCAAUUUUAGGCAGCUUAUUGGAUCUUCAGAAGUACUAAAAAAAGACCUAAUACCAAUGUUAGUCGCAGUUAAUGACAGCAAAAUAUUAUCCGUGCUAAUUAAAGUUUUAACUAAUCUUAUAACUCCAAUAGAAUGUAUAAUACUGGAUACCAAACAGCAUGUCAAUAGAUUUGAGCAUUCAAAUGUAAUUAAAUUAAAACAGUUGUUACUGAAAAGUAAAAUCUGGUGGACUGACUCAAGAUCCAUUAAACGUAUUAUACAGAUUAUAAAAAAAUAUAUUGAAGAAUUGUCCAAACCCCUCGGCUGUUUCAGUAUUUAUGCUGUACCAAUUAUAAGUGAUUGUUUACUUUUAAUAAGAAAUAUUCUUAUCGUAGAUGACGACCAGUGCCAAAGGAGAAUGUUAUUGAUUCUUUUUUGUGAACAAUUUGGAGAGACACUUAUGGUUUUGAUUCAUAAUUCGUUGAGAAGAAAAUGGGCAGCACAAGUCAUUGAAUUAAUUGCUCUGGUUUUCCAAAAUGACGAAGUUGCUGCAAAGAUGAAUACAAUUAUUAUCAAUUAUAGUAAAAACAAUAUGGCAUCAUAUUAUCCAUGACUCCAGUAACACAGAAAGAGAAGUAAAUACUUCUGAAAUACAACCUAGAGAAAUACCACAUAAACUUAAAUCCGAUGAUGGAACUCGUCAUAAUGCCACUAUAGUUGACGCUGUCAACAAAAAUACAGACACAUUACGAAAAAAAAAAUACACAAAAAAAUUGCCAAAAAAUAUGUUAAAAACAUUACCAACUCGCGAUGAGGAAAGUAUGGAUAGAAACAUAGUCUUUCUUCAACUUCGAAAAUUCGCUAUUCAUUUUCUACAAAAUGGAUUCAGUACAUUAGUUGAUGAAGUUUAUAGUAUACUAAUAUCUAAUACACAGCACAACAUUGAUUUGUCACAUUUUUUCUGGCUUUUAAUAUAUCUUUGUAGAUUUUGCAAGUUGAACAGAAUUGAAUUGAAAAU